AUGGCAAUCUCGCCACAUUCUAUCCACCGCUGUUCUGAAGUGGUCCCAAUUUCCUCCAUGCAAUUGCAUGAUGUGAUCUUCGAGCACGAGACAGUUUACACAAUUACUAUCAGCGAUAUUGACACCCUCGCGGAAGGUAUUCACCGAAGACUGCGAGAUCUGGGUUUUCCUAUCGAAGGCAGGUGUGUCGAAGCUCUUCUUUUCAGCUGUGAAACGAAGCGGGUUCAUAUGCAAAAGCGGGCUGGCACUGGCACCUCACGGCCUUUCGUAUUGGAAGUUCCAGGAGGUGCUGUCGAGCAAGAUGACAAUACUCUCCAGCUUGCUUCGCUUCGUGAGCUUUUAGAGGAGAGCGGGAUAUGCAUUCUAGGCGCAAAACCUCUCGGUCAUGUCUAUUUCUACUUUUGGAACCACAAAAACUGCACUACUGGCCCAAACAAAUGGUUGAUCAAGUUUGCGCUCGCAUAUGCUGUCUCUGGGCUUGAUGUAUGGCUAUUCAACGACCGUAACUGGGACAUUGAACUCAAAAUGCCGAAGGGAAACUCAUCGAUUAUUUUCAAUCGAGAUGAAGUUAGCGAUGUUCUAUCAAUCAACGAGGAUGCACUGAAGGAGAUGAUUUUGUGGGAUCCAAAGUAUCCAGCAAUUGCUAAACACCCCAAGCGUCUUGUCAUCCAGCGUGAAACACUAUCAAUCCUGGAGCACAUAUUCCACUCUCUGCGCUGUUGGGAAAGGCCGCAAAAUGACGUCAAUCGGGUUCUUUACGUUGAAAAAGCAUCGGACUCGGAUAUUCAACUUAAAAUGCGCGGACAAAGCCUAUCCCUCGCGCGUUUGCAGCAAGAAGGCCUAGCAGAGAUGAUUCAAGGAGUCAUAAAGAGGAACUUUGGUGCCCAUCUAACUUGUAUAUAA
Messenger RNA from Penicillium subrubescens, 903 nucleotides. Its product is annotated as NUDIX hydrolase. NCBI's taxonomy places the organism in Eukaryota, Fungi, Ascomycota, Eurotiomycetes, Eurotiales, Aspergillaceae. The transcript has a single exon. The coding region runs from base 1 to 903 and encodes 300 amino acids. The record is from RefSeq and is a predicted model, not a curated record.